AUGGUUUCAUUAGGAGAUUUAAUGAAAAGCCUUUGCGUGGCUUUCGAAUCUAAGGAUUUUGAUAGCUGCGAAAAAUUAUUGACACCCAUUAAAAUUGAUCUAAUAAAGCACGAUCUACUGCUUCCAGAUCUACAGAGUGAAAAUGAAGCGUAUAUCAAUGAUCUGAAUGUUUCAAAAAUGUUUCUGGAGAUUGGAGCACUCGUUAAUAUUUACAGACUGGAUUUCGAUGCGUUUAAGAGUUAUUUUGUUCAAGUGAGAGUGUACUAUUUCGGAAACAAUUCUAAGCUAUCUGAGUCAGAAAACAAAUCAAAGUUAAUAAGCCUGUAUUUAUUAGUUCUACUUUCUGAAGGUGAAAUUACGAAGUUUCAUUCUGAAUUAGAAUACUUAGGAAAGCAUGUUUCCAACCUGGAGGAAGAUGAACUUUUAUCAUAUCCAACUAAAGUGGAAAAAUGGCUCAUGGAAGGUUCAUAUCAAAAAGCUUGUGAUUUAUUGGAAUCAAAAUCCAAAAUCCCAGAAUUUGACAUAUUUACCGAAACAUUGAUGAAUGCAAUUAGGGAUGAAAUUGCUCGCAAUGCAGAAAUCGCAUAUAAAAUCCUUCCACUAACAAAUAUAAAAGCUUUAUUAUUUUUCAAUAGUGAAAAAGAAUCCGAGAAGUUCGCAUUAGAACGGGGUUGGAAGAUCGUUAAUGGAUCCGUUAUAUUUGAGGAGGAAGAAAAUACAGAUCAGAAAAAGGAGACACAAAGCAUAAUCGAAAGGUCUCUUGAUUAUGCAAUUAGUUUAGAAACUAUCGUUUGA
Molecule: messenger RNA, 795 nt
Organism: Zygotorulaspora mrakii
Lineage: Eukaryota; Fungi; Ascomycota; Saccharomycetes; Saccharomycetales; Saccharomycetaceae
Gene: RPN12
Product: proteasome regulatory particle lid subunit RPN12
Exons: 1
Coding region: 1-795 (264 amino acids)
Biological process (GO): proteasome-mediated ubiquitin-dependent protein catabolic process
Cellular component (GO): nucleus; cytosol; proteasome regulatory particle
Source: RefSeq, a predicted model, not a curated record